AAGUAAAUCUUUAGUACAAAUGUAUGUAUUCCCACAAAAUUUUGUUUGCGAUAAGUAUCGAUAUCUUUAGUAAAUAACUGGUAUCAUUACUUAUUCAUUAGGAAAUCCAUUUCCGGACGGCUAGAAUGCAGGCUAGGCAUUCGGUUACUGGACGGCUAGACACUUCCUUUGAGGAAACAAUCGUGGCUACAUCUACAUCUACUGCCCAACAAUCAAUUCUGAUUAUAACUGGGAGGCGCUAGUCUGGGACAGACUGUUAAAAGAUGAGCAAGCUCAUUAGAUUUGAGAGCUACAGUCUAUAGGAAUACAACAAUUAUGUAUCAGCAGAGGAAGUCAAGUGGUUACAGACCUGGUAAUGUGCCAUAUAUGAGCAAUGCUGUGCAGAACUUUCCAGCACCUGCCGUACCUCAGUCCGGGUACCAGACGGUUCCCGUAAUGCAUCAACAGGCUUAUGGUUACGUCCAAGUUCCUCAGUGGAAUCAUCAGCCAAGCAUGAAUUUUCCAGCAAGGAACAACGUGAUUUACAACAGCAACAACAAUGGCAAUGCAUUAGUAAACAGUCGAGGAUCAAACAAGAGAUCAUAUGGUCGGUCAAAUACAGAGCAAUACGAUGAUUAUGAACCAAACCGGAAGAAAAGAAAACCAGAACAAGAGACAAUACCAGCAGCAGUAAAGGAUAAUAUAAAUGAUAAGGUAACAGAAGGUAUAUGGCAAUAUUUCGAAGCAUACAGACAAUCAGAUGACAUAUACCGAGCCAAAGUAGACUUACGCGAUGCCCUCUACGUCAUUUUCAAGGAUGUGUUCCCAUACAGCGGUCUAUAUAUAGUAGGAUCAUCUAUGAGUGGUUUUGCAACACGGAGCAGUGAUAUGGACCUCUGUUUGAUGUUGAGCCAGCAACCGAUUGAUGGUAAGAGAGAGGCAGUAGAGAUUUUGAUGGCUAUACAGAAAUGUCUCCGUCGCUGCAGGUUUGUGAGAAGGUCUCAGGUGAUCAGAGCUAGAGUUCCUAUUCUCAAAUUUGAAGAUUAUGAUAAUGGUGUGGAGUGUGACUUGAACAUUAAUAACUCAGUAGGGAUACGCAACACACAUCUUCUACGAUACUAUGCUGCAAUGGACUGGAGGGUGCGGCCGUUGGUUCUGUUUACAAAGAGAUGGGCAAGAUUCCAUGAUAUCAAUGAUGCUUCAAAGAAAACUAUAUCCAGCUACUCUCUGUGUCUUAUGGUGCUACACUACCUUCAAUAUGGCUGCAAUCCACCAGUUUUAGAAUCUAUACAGAAACUAUACCCAGAUUUAUUUGACUAUGGUGAUGAUAUCAGAAACUUGAAGAUGAAUGUGAAGAUACAGUUCAAGAGCAAAAACUCACAAAGCCUUGGUGAUCUCUUCCUUGGCAUGCUCAAAUAUUAUACUACAGAAUUCAGUUUUGAUGAGGAUGUGAUAAGUGUACGACAAGGAACUAAACUGCCCCUGCAUCUUGUACAGUCGUGGACAUCACCUGCAGAUAAAAACAUGUGGAAAUGUCUCAAAAUUGAAGAACCAUUUGAUAGGAGCAACACAGCCAGAUCUUGCUAUGAUGAGAGAACCUUUGCCAGAGUGAUGCAUGUAUUUUCCAGGAGUUACCGGCAGCUGGCUCGAACACACAACCUUGAUUCUAUUCUGUCUCAACCUUUCUGAUGUUAAAUAGAAUCAGAGUAUUCUUAACAAAAGUUGAAGCAUGCCACGGACAGUUGUGCUGUAGUUCAGGGGAGGGAACUUGUGUACAGAGGUGUUACUAAUUAUAGUGGGAUUAUUUGUGGGAUAACAUGCCUUCUGCUUCAUUUUGAAGUAAAUUUCAAACUACAAAACAUUGUGGGACUUUGACAAGCCACAAUGGAGGGGAAGGCACUAGUAUACAAAGGUGUUAGUGAGGGAAUUAAUUAGAUGAGGAACAAACAUUACAUUCCUAUCUUGAAAUGUGUAACGGGUAAAAGUGCAAUUUGGUUCUAUUUUGAAAUAGAUAAUUGAUGAUUAUGCAAACAAGUAAUGUCUUGAAAUAGGUUUGUAGCGAUUAUGCCAUUUUGUUUAAAAUGGGGAAUCAGAAUGGAUUAUUUUAUGUAAACAAAAAGUUCUGUCAAGAGUAUGCGAGUGUUUUCUGAAGAUUACAGCAUGUAAAUGCAACAUGAAUUUGAAAAAUAACUUUGAUGCCUGUUGUGUUUAUAGGCGGUAAAUCUCAGUAAAACAACAUUUUUCACUUUUCAAGUAAUCUGUUAGAGAUAUUUCUAAAAACAGACGAGAGCCAUAUUUGAAACCAAAAAAUUGAUGUAUUUUGAACAGUACAAGAAUAAGCAGAGUAGAUUCAAGGAAAGGAAUUGCUUUAGUAAACUAAAUAUCAUGUAUUGGCACUUUUUUUACAAGUACCUGUCCUACUUUGUGUACACAAAUACUUUGGAAAGUAAUUGGUGCUUAAUUUAUUUCAAUAUAUAUAUAUCUUAAGCUGGACUAAAAACGAUGCUAAAUGUUGGCAUUUACUUAAAAAUGUUUACAUUCACAAUAUGUUUUAUAUAGAAAGAAAAAAAGGGUGUUUUUUUGUAUUAACCAUAAUGACAUUGAUGUAAUAAAAUGAAGGGUGGCCCUUUCCAUGAUAUAAUCUGCUAUCUGACAUUUAAAGAAGAAAAAACCUUAAAAAAUGACAUCCUUUCGAAAAAAUCACACCAAAACUUCUAAAAUAACUUUAAAUUGUAGCUAUAGCAAUUUUUUGUGAUGGUGAAAAUAAAAUUGAAUUGGCUUGAAUAUUAGGAUUUUCCUAGAUUUAAGAAUAUUUUAAGUAAAAGAACAAGAACUGUCUUUUUAUCAGAAUGCAGAUUACAGUUAAAGAUUGGUGGGUUUUUCUGAUUGUUCUGUUAAGAUGUUUGAUAUACUGAUACUUAUUUUGAUUUUUCUGAUAUUCGUGAAAAGGGAACUACUUAUUUUUGCAGCAAGCUACUGUUCAAGUGUAAAUAUAAGGAUUGAAUGCUAUUUUUUUUGUGUGCUUAGAUGGGUAUUUAAUGCAAUAGGACGUCUUGCAAAUCACCCAAGAAUGGCUAAUGUGAUUCAUGAAGUUUGCAAGAAGUCCCAGUUCUUAACGCACAAAAAAUAGCAUUGGUAAGCACGUCAUAGUCUUUCAACUACUAUUUACUACUAAAUGCAGGCAGUGUAAAGGCUACAUCCAAAAGUUUAGAAAAUAGCAAAAUAAUUUUAUCACCAGAUUUAUUUGUUUUUCUGUACAGUACAUUAAAUGCCAUUUGUUUUAUUAGACAAUCCAGUUUUACAUAAGUUAUAGUUAUGUUUAUAGUUAAUUAUUUACGAUCAUGUUUUGACUAUAUCUAGUCAAUGUUGAAAGUUACCAGAACAUUUUGAUUACUAGACAUUUGUACAGUUAGUUUUUCUUUUCCAUCAGACUUUAUAAAGCUUAUAUUGAUUUUCAUAUAUAAAACUUACAUUUUUCUGUUCAGUGCAAUAAAGUGCAUUGAUAAAAUCUAAGAAUACUUGUGUUUUUAUGUUCAAUGCUAUAAUAUACAAUAAAAUCUAAGAACAAAU
This is a messenger RNA of Mercenaria mercenaria, 3549 nucleotides long. Its product is annotated as poly(A) RNA polymerase GLD2-like. Bases 316 to 1668 code for a protein of 450 amino acids. Gene Ontology annotation, molecular function: poly(A) RNA polymerase activity. The record is from RefSeq and is a predicted model, not a curated record. Gene Ontology annotation, cellular component: cytosol. The transcript has 14 exons. NCBI's taxonomy places the organism in Eukaryota, Metazoa, Mollusca, Bivalvia, Venerida, Veneridae.